Messenger RNA from Exophiala viscosa, 1424 nucleotides. RefSeq lists its product as uncharacterized. Gene Ontology annotation, biological process: proteolysis. Lineage: Eukaryota; Fungi; Ascomycota; Eurotiomycetes; Chaetothyriales; Herpotrichiellaceae. The transcript has a single exon. The record is from RefSeq and is a predicted model, not a curated record. Gene Ontology annotation, molecular function: aspartic-type endopeptidase activity. Bases 165 to 1181 code for a protein of 338 amino acids.
UAGGUGUUUGUCUGCUCCUCAAAAAUUCUGCCCUCUUCCAUUGUGCCAACUUGCUGUCAAUGAUCGCUGGCCUCGAUUGAUCUCAAUUUGUUUUCUGACGCAGACCUGCAACGCGAACCUUCGUCCCUUCCAGCCUUGGAAAGCGUUCCACGAUACCCAAUCCAAUGAUUUCUGCCAUGGUUGCCAUCGGGAUUAAGCAUGCUCUGGACAGGAAUGAAUACCGCACCAAUGCCAGGACAUCCCGUGAAUUCAGCAUGCGAAGAGCAGGAGCAACCAUAGCUUGGGAUAUUCUAGAGUCAGGACUGAACUCCAGGGCUGUUGACCAUGCCAUCUGGCCUCCAGAGCCGCCUUGUUGCCAGAGUGGUGAGGCCAACGGAGCCGGAAACAAGACAGACACAAAAGAGGCCAAUGUUGUAGAGGAAGCAAGAGACGUAAGGAUUCUUUUUGAAAGACGUCUCUUCAAACGUCCGCAACGCUGUGAAGAAGGCGGCCCGAUGCUUCAAGCAUGUGCGGUGCCGAACCAGCUCCCGCCUGUUCUGUACCUGAAAUCCGAUGGCGUGGUUAGCGAUGCGAGUGUCGAGUCCGGACAUGACACAAGUAAGGACCCGGUAGUGAACGUUCUAGCCCGACUUCCGCUCAGGAACAAUUCGCCCGUUCACCCUGCGGAUCGUUCGGCAGAUCGCCCACCUCAAAAAGCAACACGUAGCAAGCAGCAAUCGCGGAUCGCUAAAGCUGGAAGGCGGACACACACUCAGCCAUCCACAUGCUCUUUUGAGACACGGAAUCAUGCAGCGAGGAUCGCCGCAAGAAAGGCUCUGAAAAGAGAUUUAAGCUAUCCAAGCUCAAGAAAUGGGGAGAACGUACCUCUAACCACAUUGCUGGAUACUGGAGCGGACUAUUCAGUAGCCUCUCGGAGAAUUGUGACACAAGGCGAUGCUGAAGUCCAUCUUCUAGCCACCCCGUUCACAUUGACGUCUGCUUUUGGAAACACUGUGACCAUAACCGAAUUUGCGAGGCUCAACGUGAGUUGCGGUUGUUCCAUACAUGCCGAGUCUGUGUCCAUCGAUGUCUUACUCUUGGACGAUGACGAGCUCUCGGGGUAUGAUGCUUACCUGUGUGCUUUUGACCUCAUAAGGAUGGGACACAUGAUAAAUGUGCCUUGCGAGGACCUGAAUGGGUGAAAAUGUUGACCGGUUACGCUAAACAACUGAGCUGGGCUGCAGAUCCUUGUCGUCGAAUCUGUGCCCUGAAUGAAGCAGUCGAGGAAGGCUCACUCAUUACAUCGUCAUGUACACAACCUCAAAGAUAGGCUUUUUCUCCAAUGACAAUAGGUUUUGAGACGGCUCAUAGAGUGUUUCUGCCCGAUGACUUGCAAGGGCCAUGUAAGCAACCACCCUCCAUCGUGAGAUUAGCGGCAAUUGUGU